AUGGGCGAUCAAGAACCAGAUGUCAAUAAUCAUAUUUAUGAGGAACAUUAUUUGGCUAGUGAUGAUGGCAAUGGAAUUGAAGAUUUCGAUUUUCCUGAUAAUGAUACACUAUAUAAUGACGGAUUUCAAACAGGAGAAAGCAGUAAUCCUAAUUUAGAGGACGCAAAUAAUGAUGAAGACGAAAAUCACUUAGUUGAUGAAGACAUAGAGGUUAAUAUUGAUUACAGUGAAGGACAACCACAUGUUACUCAUGAAGAUACAGAGUUUAAUAUUGAUUUCAUUAAAGAACAAGAACAUGUUACUCAUGAUUAUGUUUCUCCUGGUGGCACCUUGUAUUGGACUCCGAUUGUUUUAGACGACAUCAAACCAAAAGUCUCAUCAAAAUUUAAUUCAUAUGGUGAAGCAGAAACAAUGUAUAGAAAAUAUGCAUUAGAAUCUGGUUUUGAUGUCAGGCUUGGAAGAGUCCAAAAAAUGAAAAAUGGGAUUAUUACAAACAGACAUAUUGUGUGCAAUCGGGAAGGUGGGAGGGACGCAAAAUUCCUUGUUGACAAGAUGAAUGAUAGGAAGAAAAAUGUCCCAUCAUUUACUUUUGAGUAUAAAGUGUCGAACAAGAGAUUGAAUUCUUUAUUCUGGGCUGACGAAACAGCAAAGUAUAAUUACAAUUCAUUCGGAGACGUUAUAUCACUCGAUGCCACAUUCAACAUGAAUAAGUAUGAUAUGGUUUUUGUACCGUUUACUGGCAUUGACAAUCACAAAAAAUGUGUAACAUUUGGUGCUGGUCUUUUAAGUAAAGAAGAUGGAGUUUCUUAUGAAUGGUUGCUUAGAGCUUUUUUGAAAGCUUUUAGAAAACAACAUCAAUUGGUUUUAUCUGAUCAAGAUCCAGCUUUGAAAAAAGCUAUACAUAAGGUUUUCCCAUUGGCACAUCAUAGGUUAUGUAUGUGGCAUAUAACGAAGAAGUUGCCAAAUAAGAUUUUAUCAAUUGAAGAUGCAACAACCAAUCAAAAUUUUCGAAAGCGUUUUCACUCUAUAAUUUGGAAUUCUAAGCUGGAACCACAUGAAUUCGAGAAUGUGUGGCAUCAGAUGUUGGAGGAGUUUAAAAUUACUGAUAACACUUGGAUGAAUACAAUGUAUGGAUUGCGAAAAUCUUGGAUCCCCGCAUUUUUCAAGCACAUUCCAAUGUCUGGUCUUAUGCGGACUACAUCGCUGUCUGAAAGUCAGAAUUGGUCAUUUCAAACCACGACACUAACCGGUUCUUAUCUUGUCAUGUUUAUGAUGACAUUUGAAUCAGUUAUGGAACGACAACGACAUAACCAAAUUCUCAAUGAUUUUAAUACUGCCACCACUUUUCCUAAAUUCAUUACCCAUACUCCGUAUGAACCUCAUGCUUCAAAGGUAUAUACACGAAAGAUAUUUUAUCAGGUUCAGAAGGAGAUAUCAAGAUCUGAAGAUAAUUGUUUCCAAAAGAAUGUGAUAUCUUCCAACGGUGUUGACACGAUUAUUGUUAUGGAGAAAAGAAAGAACAUAACUAUUAGGCAAACAAAUGAUGUCGAUGUUGAUGACAAAGAUGAGGAAUACAAUUACGAUUGUCUUAUAAGGGAUACUGAAUACACGGUCACACACUCAACAAAAGAUGGUUCGUUCAAAUGUAUUUGUAUGCAUUUUGAACAUUUAGGUAUCUUAUGCAGACACAUAUUCUAUGUGUUUAAGUUUUAUGGCAUCGAACAAAUUCCUGAAAAGUACAUUUUGAAACGUUGGCGUAGGGAUGUCAUUCCAACAGAAUUACUGAAAAGACGCUUCACUAAUUCUUUCGCCGAUUCUACUUCCGACAUGACUGCUAUUGAUAUUUUUUCAACUGUUGACCGUUGUGUGUCUUUUUUGAGUCACGAUGCAGCAAAGUUAAAGUUAUACCUCGACGAACAGAAUAACUUGAAAAAAAAAAUUCAAUCUGAUGUUAAUGACAUUCAGAAUCCUACAGAUAUUCGUAAUAAAGGUUGCGGUAGUCGUGGGAAAAGAUUAAAAUCUACAAAAGAGAUGAUAGAGAAGGAAAUCUCGAAACCUAAGAGAAAAUGUGCUACAUGUGAACAGAUGGUUCAUCAUGACAAAAGAAAUUGUCCUCUAAAGAACACCAAGAAAUAA
Messenger RNA from Lactuca sativa (garden lettuce), 2136 nucleotides. The record is from RefSeq and is a predicted model, not a curated record. Lineage: Eukaryota; Viridiplantae; Streptophyta; Magnoliopsida; Asterales; Asteraceae.